Arachis stenosperma is the source of this 1529-nucleotide messenger RNA. RefSeq lists its product as uncharacterized. Bases 203 to 1333 code for a protein of 376 amino acids. The record is from RefSeq and is a predicted model, not a curated record. The transcript is spliced from 5 exons. Lineage: Eukaryota; Viridiplantae; Streptophyta; Magnoliopsida; Fabales; Fabaceae.
CCUUUUACCCUAUCUGAAUUCCAAUAUUGAGUUCUAUGUCUUUUUUGUUUUGAGGUUUUUCUUUUAUACUUGGCAAGCUGAAAGAGUUGCUUUGAAAUAAUGAACUUUCACUGCCAUUCAGAGCAGUGAGCAUCUAAAGAUCUAUCUGCACAACAUGUAUGUUCAGUUGUGAAUAGAAGCUUCUCUUUUCCCCAAAUCAACGAUGGCUUUCUUGUUUCACAAAUUUCAAGAGGCUGUAAAAACACUUGCAAAAAGCCCUACUUUUGCUAGGGAUCCAAGGAAGUUACAGUUUGAUGCUGACAUUAACCGCUUGUUCCUUUACACAAGCUACAAUCUCUUGGGGAAGAAUGCUGAAGAAGCAGAUGCAGAGGAGAUUAUUGAAAUGGCCGACAAAGCCUCUGUUGAGGUUCAACAGAUGCAGGUGCAAGAAAAUGUCCACUUUCAAAUAAAGUCAUUUAGCACAUCCAUGGAUAAAAUUCUUCUUCGGAAUGAAAAGGGGGUGAAUGAUCCUCUUGAGUUAUCUCGACAAGAAAAUGCCUUGCCUCACUGUGACAGGCAUAGCGUUAGUUUGGGUAGCAAAGACCCACCUACUGACAAUCUUGCUGUCCCUAGACAAAGAUCAUUAAGCCUAGCUGAAGUUUCAAAGAGACUAAAGGAUCAAGUUGGCUACCAACUUAAUGUUAAACCUUCUCAAAUAUCUCACAAGGAUGCUGGUCAAGGUCUAUUUUUAGAUGGUGCAGUGGAUGUUGGUGCUGUGGUAGCCUUUUAUCCUGGUGUAGUCUACUCUCCAGCUUAUCAUCAAUAUAUUCCCGGAUACCUUGAUGAGCAGAACCCUUAUUUGGUCACAAGACAUGACGGGAAUGUCAUUGAUGCCCAACCUUGGGGCUCUGGGGGCGACGAACAAGAAUUGUGGAGUGGUAGAAAAAUGGUAGUUAACAAGCCUGAUAUGGAAGGAUCCCAAGUAGAUAACACUGAUAAUUUUCUUGAGCGUAGAAACCCAUUAGCCUUAGCUCAUUUCGCUAAUCACCCUGCAAAAGGAAUGCUUCCAAAUGUCAUGAUUUGCCCUUACAACUUUCCAUUAACUGAAAGCAGCAUGAGAGUUUACAUCCCUAAUGUAUUAUUUGGAAAUACUGAAGUAAAUACGAAGGCAUUUGGCAACUUUUGGUUCAAAUCUGGAGUUCCAAGAAAUGGUGAAUCACAUGUCCCUACUCUGAAAACUGUUGUUUUGGUAGCAACUAGGGCUCUUCAAGAUGAGGAGCUAUUCCUUAACUACAGGCUAAGCAACUCUAAGCAGCUGCCAGAGUGGUAUAAUCCAGUGGAUGAAGAAUACUAGAAUAGGACAUUAGAAGAUGGAUCCAGUCAAUGGCUAUCAAGACCAAAUAGUUUCCAUGGUUAUUCAGAAUAUCUGUAUUUUAUUUAUUUAUUAUUUUUCGGCUUUAUGAAGGCAUAUUUUGUUUCUAUGUUGUCUCAAAAACACACACUAGUAAAAUUCAUGAUUUUGAUACUAUCUAUAUAUUAAGAACUAGUAU